CAACUGAUGAGAUGAUCCGAACUUUGACCUCAAACAUGGUUACCAUGCAACAAAACAUGGGAGAAUUUCAACAAACCAUGAUACAAUUCCAACAUGAGACAAAGUCAAGCAUAAAAAAUUUGGAAACUCAAGUUAGCCAAAUUUCAAAUGUUGUGAGCCGACUUGAAGCAAAGGACUCGGGUAAACUCCCAUCUCAAACGGAGCAAAAUCCGAGGCAACAUGUGAAUGCCAUCAUGUUGAGAAGUGGGACGACAUUGAAAGAGGUAGAGAAGAAAGAUCAAGGGAUUGAAGAGGUUGACCAUGAGGAGGAAGCUAAAUUCGAGGAGGAGUCAACAAAAGCCAACCCCCCUCCAUUGUCAUCAUAUGAAGCAGUAGCUCCUUUCCCCGAGGCACUGAGGGAAACAAAGAAGCCAAGGAAAGAUGCGUAUAUCUAUGAGACUUUCACCAAUUGUGAGGUGUAUCCAAAUGAUGAUGAAUUCCGGAAUGCGGCAAUAGAAGCUGGGGAAGUAGUAUGGAAGGAGGGGCUGGUGAAGAAGGCAGGAUUGGGGGAUGGUGCUUCUGGGAAUGCUUAUGCAUUCCUGUCCCUGUACCGGCUAACGGGAAAAAGCAUAUACAAGGAAAGAGCAAUGGUGUUCGCAAACUUCCUGUAUGAAAGCAUUGACAGAGACACCGUAGGGGAUGUAGCAGCAACACUCCCUUGAUCAAGAACUUCGGCUACAUGCCAAUCAUAAUUUCAAAUAGAAAUGGCAAGAUCAACACUAUAUGAAAAUGAGUACUUUAAUCGGGUAUGAGUGUAUGACUACUUGUACUUGAAUUAGGUGUCUCUACAAUAAAAAAGGGUACUAAACCUCAGAAGUUGGAACAAUAAAAUACAACAAAAUAAAACCAAUGGGCGG
Molecule: messenger RNA, 896 nt
Organism: Cuscuta epithymum
Lineage: Eukaryota; Viridiplantae; Streptophyta; Magnoliopsida; Solanales; Convolvulaceae
Source: the annotation of a GenBank genome assembly